AGAGCACCAAAAAAUGAAAAAUUGUGUGCUGAUAGUUUGAUGAUUGGAGUCAUUGGACCACACAUGUCGCUACCACUACCUAAUUGUCCUAUCAGUGCCUGUUCAGUCCUUUUGGGCCUGUAAAACCCUGGAGCCUUCCAUGGCAGGCAAUGGCGGCCUGCCAACACUAGGCCGCGUAAAGCUCGUCGACCUAAUCCCUUCCGAAGGCAUCCCUUCAGAUUCCUACAAACUCUCAGUCUCCACUUUAUCCCAAUCCCUUGCCCAGUACUCGGCCGCCAUUAUCCAAUUCCCCUCUAAAGACGGAGCCCUCAUAAAGUCCUGCCUCGAUUCUGCUCGUCUCUAUUUCCACCACAGACCCCCUUUCCCCUCAGCCGACACUAUCCAUUCCGAAGACUCACGUGACUGGUGCAAAACCUCCGGCUACCGAUCAAACCCACACUUAUGGCAGGAGACUUAUGACUUCAGGCCCGGACUCACAACAUCCUCGGACGAAAUCGAAAUCCCGCCAGCUGGCCUCCGCGACCUCUUCCCGAUUUUUGGUAAAGCUUCGAGAGACGUGCUGGACGCCAUAAGCUUCUAUCUGAACCUGCGAAGCUCGCCCUUCACCGAAGUUCUUGAUAACGUCCCUUUAAGAAAUCGCGAAAUAUCAUCGUCCGUUUUGUCCGUUUGCUGCCAUGGGAGAACCACUUUUCAGGGAGCUUUGACUGCCCAGGGAGAUGGCCCGUUUAUGUUCUCAGACGACGAUUCGCGGGUCGAUCGGACUCUUUUGACUCUUGUGAGGCCCGAUAAAGCGGGCCUGCACGUGAGGGACUUUCAUGGUCAGUGGGUUUUAGUGGAUGGUGAACUUGGGCCUCGGGAUGUGAUUGUGUAUCCUGGGCUGGCAUUGUAUCAGGCGACUGCGGGCUAUAUAAGCCCGGCAACUUACCGGAUGGAUUGUGGUGGGAUGCAGGGUGGUUUGUAUGGGCGUUGUUCGGUGGCAUUCAAGUUGAUGCCUAAGUCUAUGACGAGCUUGAACUGUUCGGAGAUGAGGGCUGCCGGGCAUGGGGUCGAGGCUCAGUUUCAGCUUCCGGUUUCGGUCGAUGACUUCAUGCAGAGAUCGACGGAUCAGCUUCUUAACAGGAACAGCUUCGCGACUUUCAGUUUUCCUGCUUCUCAAGAAGGAUCCAUAAAACCGAUCAUACGAAGAACGAAGAAGAAUAACACGAGGUGUAAGCCCCUCCCUCCAUCAAAGAGAUUACGACUCGAGGCCCAGAGAGUCCUCAAGGAGAGGGUUCAAGAUAUUGCCGACAAAAAGGGCAUCAAGCUGAGAUUCUGCACUCUAAAGGAGUGUGAGAAUCACAUUAAUUCACUCGAGAGCCCUUGCGCGGGUAUAAGGAUGGAGAUUGGGUGGCCUCAAGGAGUCCCCUUUGUGCACCCGCAUGAUCUCCCUAACAAGGCUAAGAUUGGUUUUCUUGAGACGUACGAGCCGGGAUGGUCUGAGACGAACGAGAUAGAGUGAAGAUCGGCCAAGGCUUGAAAUGUAUUUGAUCCGCUGAGGCCUCGUUACGCAAACCAUGCCAUCACCAGUUGGAGCUUUGUCGUCCUAAAAGUCUCAGGCUCAUGCUGAUGGUUGGGUAUGCAUUUUUUUUACCUCCCAUGAAAAUUUUGUAAGCAUUAAUAACUAUUACUUUUGUCUGGAGAGCUAGGUUUAUUGUUUAUGCUGCAUAAAGGCUUGAUGAGUGAAAAAGGAAGUAGAAAGUUUAUGGGCUGUGCGGUUUUUCUUUUUUUCGUCUUCAAGCAAUUGUAUCAUUAACUGUGUGAUCUAGAACUGUAUANCUU
Molecule: messenger RNA, 1818 nt
Organism: Striga asiatica
Lineage: Eukaryota; Viridiplantae; Streptophyta; Magnoliopsida; Lamiales; Orobanchaceae
Source: the annotation of a GenBank genome assembly